GCUACCUGCCAGGCACCUGCAGGGCGCCUGGGGACCCAGUUGUCGUUCUCUUGUGUUCUCAGUGGCGCCGACCUGAGACUGCGGGUGUGGAGCUGGGGAGGGCCAACGGCAGGGCUUUUGCACAGGUGGACCAGGGAGCUCUGGAGGUAGAGGCAGGCUGAGGCGGCUUGGGGAAGUGAAUCCCCUGCAGGGGCAUAGCAUGUGCAAAAGCCCUGAGGUUGGCAAAGACAGGCUAGAUAUGAGGGGAGUGGGGCCCAGUGUGCCUGCUCCGACUGUUGCAACCACCAUGCCAGGGAAACUCUUCAAUAAGAUCCCGUGUCUUUUGUCCCCUUGUCCCUCUGACCCUGUGCCUGUAGGCUCCCUGCUCUUUGCAGCUCAGAGGUUGUUACUGAGAUCUAACAGCCUGAAGCUGGAGCUACUAAUAGGGUUCUGGGGCCUCCAUCUGUCCCCUAUCUUGGGAGAGUCUUUGACCAAUGAGGAAAUUCAGGACCAGAGAGGUAGAAAGCUGCCUCGAGUCAGGGAGCACCAAGGACCCUUGACCCUGCUUCAGGGCUGCCAGCCACAGUGGCAACCCACCUUCUGUGUUCUGCGUGGAGAUGGACGUCUGGAAUGGUUCAGUCACAAGGAGGAAUAUGAGUCUGGGGGCCGUCCGCUGGGCUCUGCAGCUCUGACCGGGUAUACACUGCUCACAUCCCAGCGUGAAUACCUCUGCCUUUUGGAUGACCUCUGCCCCAGCUCAUGUGGAGACCUUGCCCAGGAGGAGCCGCUGCGGGUGCUGGAGGAGCCCGUGAGCUUUGUUCUUUUCCUCGUGCACCCUUUCCGAGCUCACCUCUGCUUCUGCGCUUGCUCUCGGGAAGCCCAGCGCGCCUGGAGGCUCAGCCUGCAAGGUGCCAUUCGUCUGAGAGCCACCGUUCUGCAGCGCAGCCGGGCGCCUGCAGCUUGCGCCUUCCUGGACGCCGUGCGGCUCUAUCGACGACGCCGGGGCUAUGCUGGUGGAGACGACGCGACACUGGGCUCCGACGCAGAGGUGCUGAGCGCUGAGCUGAUGCGGGAGCUGUUGCCCGUGCUGCGAGCACAGACGCUCCGAGGCCUGCGCGGUGCGGGACGCGCCCGAGCCCGGGCCUGUGCGGAGUUCCUCGACGCCGUGCACGCGGCUGUCAUGGCCUGGGUGUCCUCGGGGCUGCGUGCCUUCCAGCCAGAAAAGGACGCACUAUUGGCGGCGCUGGAGAGGAUGGUGCGCACAGACCUUGAACACAUCCUGCAGCAGCGCGCCCUCGGGGCACAGAGAAUAGAAGCCGAGAUCCAGGACUCAGUAGAGGUAUGCCUGUGCGGGAAGGUGGACCCACAACUGCCCCAGCUUACCCUUGCGCUGCUGAGCCCUGUGGAAGCCACGCUCCAAGCUGUUCGGACCCUUCUCAUCCGAGGGAUGGACCGGCUGUGUCACUACCUUCGCAAGAAUCCUUCUGGCACUCAGCUUCGCAGGGAGGUUUAUGAAUUUGGGGAGAUGCCAUGGGACCCAGAGCUGAUGCAGGCUUGCUACCGGGAGGCAGAGAGGAUCCACAACCAUCUGGCCCAGCUGGCAAAACCCUUUGGCUUCCUGGGGAUACGGAGCCUGGUGUUUGGGGCCCAAGACCUUGCACAACAGCUCAUGGCGGCUGCAGUUACCACCUUUCUGCAGCUGGCUGACCAGUGUCUGACAUCAGCUCUGGACUGUAGCCAGGCAGCUGCGCAGCUGGAGAAAGUCAGGGGCCUUGUGCUGAAGAAGUUCAGCUCGGACAGUGAGACCACUCUAUGGAGGUUCACCCGGGACUGGCUGCUGGGGAUCUUCUGGCCCUUUGUAUGGAGCGAGCUUGAGAUGAGAUGUAACUUGGAACCGCUGGAGGUGGAUGGGGACAUCCUGGCCACGGGCUGCCAGGUUCUGACCACCGAAGGUGUCUACAGGGAUGUCAUCCAGGGCCUCUUGCUGCAGAGGAUUGACAGAGAGUUGAAGAAGGUUCUUGGUGCCAGUGGCAGAGCUAGCUGACUGCUCAGUAGCCCAGUGGGACCAGGAAGGAGCAGGCUAAAUGCAGCCACUCCAUACAACAUGGCUUCCAAGAACAUUCCAGAGCUGUGUCUUAACCCAUCCACAUCCAUCCUGGAGGACAAUGGAUAAAGACCUGGAGUGGCCCCCUUGGGCCAAGUAUAAAAAUGCUUCUGGCUUUGUAACUGUUAUAUAUCCACUAAAGCAUCAUAGAUGGUAUAUUCUUGCUAAAAUUUGUAUACUCAAUUUCUGAGCUAGCCUGGGCUACCGUAAGACACUGUCUCUAAUAAACGACCCAAAACUUCUGUUAAUAUGA
Grammomys surdaster is the source of this 2336-nucleotide messenger RNA. RefSeq names its product family with sequence similarity 129 member C (gene Fam129c). The record is from RefSeq and is a predicted model, not a curated record. The transcript is spliced from 14 exons. Bases 200 to 2023 code for a protein of 607 amino acids. NCBI's taxonomy places the organism in Eukaryota, Metazoa, Chordata, Mammalia, Rodentia, Muridae.